This is a messenger RNA of Scomber scombrus (Atlantic mackerel), 768 nucleotides long. RefSeq lists its product as uncharacterized. The transcript is spliced from 4 exons. Bases 1 to 768 code for a protein of 255 amino acids. The record is from RefSeq and is a predicted model, not a curated record. Lineage: Eukaryota; Metazoa; Chordata; Actinopteri; Scombriformes; Scombridae.
AUGACUGAGGGAAAGCCCCAUAUUAUUGUGCUCCGGAUGACGCUCCUCACUCUUCCAGUGUUUACCGUGGAAAUAACUCUGUGCCAGCAAGCAGCUGUGUCUUCAUUAUCUGCCUUGCUGGGAACAAAAGCUUUCUCUCCAUCGUCAGUUUCCUCCUCUGGUUCAUCUGAAUCUUCCUCUGCCUCAUCUUCUCCUUCAUCUUCUUCAUGCACAUCAUUUUCUGAAAUGUCCUCCUCAUCAUCCUCAUCAUCAUCAUCCUCAUCAUCAUCAUCAUCAUCAUCAUCAUCAUCAUCAUCGUCAUCUGCCUUCAGUUCCAUCACAUCAUCACAGCCUUCUUCUUCUGCAGAAUCAUCUUCACCAGUGGCCGCAUCCUCAACCAUGGCAGUCUCUUCUUCUACAGCCAUGUCAUCUUCAGUUGCUGCCUCAUCUGGAUCUUUCGAUGACUCAUCAGCUGUGGCUGUGUCAUCGUUCUCAGAUUCAGAUCCAUCUGCACUGGUGGCACAAAUGUCUUCUUCAUUGUUGACUGUCUCUUCUUCCAAAGCCUCAUCUUUGUCAGAUUCAAGUUCACUUGUGGCUGCCAUUGUACUCUCUUCUGCUGCAUUUUCAUCUUCAGCUGUGGUAACUUCUGCAGCCUCUUCCAUAAGUUCAUCUUCGCUUGUGACAGCAAUCUCUUUUUCUACAGCCAUCUCAUCUUCAGUUGUUGCUUCUUCAGCUGGAUCUUUUGAUGAUUCAUCAGCUGUGGCUGUGCCAUCAUUCUCAUCUACAUAA